AUUUCUCUUGAUUUUAUCGAAUUAUAUAUAUAUAUAUUCAUCAUCAUCAUCAAGAAGAAGGAAUAGAAUUCAAAGAAGUAAUAUAUCAUGCAGAAUGAGAUACGUAACUUCAUCAAGAUUUGGGUUUCAGUUUUUAUCUCUCUAAGCUAUUGCUAUGCUUUGGGUCAUGAAAUUCCAAAGGGACCUAAAAGACUCUUUUGCGUACUCCCAAUUAUAUGCCUAUUUCUUUACCUUCCUCUCCAUCUUUCUACAAUGCAUAUUGGAGGCCCAACUUCUUUUUUCAUUGCUUGGCUUGCAAAUUUCAAGCUAUUGCUCUUCGCUUUUGACAAAGGCCCUCUAUCUUCAACUUCCUCGUUAUCUCUUCCCCAGUUUGUUGCUUUAGCUUCUCUACCCAUCAACAUCCAAAAGAACCCAUCUCAAAAAUCAACUCUAAAUUACACAAUAAAAACCUUAGUAGUUGCUCUUUUAAUACAUGUUUAUAACUAUAGUGACCAUAUUCACCCAAAGAUUAUACCUUUUCUAUAUUGUCUUCAAGUUUAUGUUUCUCUUGAACUAGUCCUAGUCAUAGUUGGAGCUCUGGCUCGAGUCUCGUUAGGGCUAGAGCUAGACCCACAGUUCAAUGAGCCAUAUGUUUCAACCUCUUUACAAGACUUUUGGGGCAGAAGAUGGAACUUAGUGGUUCCGGGUAUACUGCGACCCACUGUUUACGAACCCACCCGCAACCUCUGCACAUGUCUUGUCGGCAGGAAAUGGGCCCCGGUUCCAGCAAUCUUGUGGACAUUCCUUGUUUCAGCUCUUAUGCAUGAACUUGUGUUCUAUUACCUUGGACGUAAGAAGCCAACAUGGGAACUCACAUCUUUUUUUCUCCUCCAUGGAUUGUGUCUGGCUAUUGAGGUUGCUUUGAAGAAGGCAGUUUCCGGUAGGUAGCAGUUGUCACCGUUGAUCUCAGGGCCUUUGACAGUAGGAUUUGUGACGAUUACCGGCUUUUGGCUGUUCUUACCAUCAUUGCACCGUUGUAACGCUUUUGAGAGGUCAUCUGUAGAGUAUGCUGCUUUGGUUAGGUUCCUACAAAAUGCCAAUCGGUAUGUUAUUCCUACAUCAGGGUGAAUAGUGUCAUGCAAUAAGAUCUUAAAUAAAAAUGGUAACUAUCAGCUCCAUCAAAUGAUUUAUUAGAAUCUUUACUUGAUUAA
Molecule: messenger RNA, 1190 nt
Organism: Jatropha curcas
Lineage: Eukaryota; Viridiplantae; Streptophyta; Magnoliopsida; Malpighiales; Euphorbiaceae
Source: RefSeq, a predicted model, not a curated record